Monosiga brevicollis MX1 is the source of this 636-nucleotide messenger RNA. RefSeq lists its product as uncharacterized. Lineage: Eukaryota; Choanoflagellata; Craspedida; Salpingoecidae. Gene Ontology annotation, biological process: regulation of transcription by RNA polymerase II; positive regulation of DNA-templated transcription. Gene Ontology annotation, molecular function: transcription coactivator activity. The transcript has 3 exons. Gene Ontology annotation, cellular component: SAGA complex; DUBm complex. The record is from RefSeq and is a predicted model, not a curated record. Bases 1 to 636 code for a protein of 211 amino acids.
AUGGCGGCAGCGACUCUGCCAGAUGAACAACGGCUGCGCGAGCAAGUGGCGGCUCUCGAGUCAUUUGUGGAGGCGCUGCGCGCUCAAAAGGCUCGAGGUGUCCUCACGCAAGCCGAGGUGGCCGCGGAUCUCAUCCUCGAGCUGGUUGAUCAGGAGGUACAGGCCAUUGCUUUUCAAGUCCAUCGCAACGUCAAACUCCGCCUUCUGUGCCUCUGCCCCGCGGAUAACUCAGACCACCGCCAUCACGGCCUCGUGGCUACCCCAGGCUAUGACAUAUAUGGCACCAAGCUCACCUUGAGGGCCCUUUUUGCGCGCCCCGAUGACGGGACUCAGCUCAACAAGCAGCAAGCACCAAGUUUUCGGUGCCCCAACUGUGGCAUGAUGCGCCAGCCCGCCAAAUUUGCCCCCCACCUGGAGCAGUGCAUGGGAAUGGGGGGGCGGGAGUCGAGACGAGCUGCUGCUCACAAGAGCCGCCAACUGAUUCAGCAGCAAGCUGGGCCAGAUGCUCCCGAGAACAAACGGACCAAAAAGCGCAGCAAUGGCAAGGGUAGUUAUUGCAUGCCCGCCAAUGCUGCCUUGUGGAAUGGCCACGCGUAUGCUGUGGUGCAGGCGCAUUCUGAAUUUGCCCCAGGCUGA